Porites lobata is the source of this 1238-nucleotide messenger RNA. The record is from the annotation of a GenBank genome assembly. Lineage: Eukaryota; Metazoa; Cnidaria; Anthozoa; Scleractinia; Poritidae.
AUGCAUCACAACGAGACAGAAACGAGCAUCGCUUUAUCGAAUACGACCAGGUCGGUAUUUACUUGUCCACAUGUUCCAGAAUUAACAUGGGACGUGCAUGACACCAUUACUCCAUGGAUUUUUGCUGUUGUUUCUUUUACGAUCUCACCCACAGCAGUUCUUUUAAACGCCCUAGUAAUCAUAGCAAUGAUGAAAAGAAGAGGACUGCGAACUCUUUCCAAUAUCCUGUUGGCAAGUAUGGCCGUUACCGACCUUCUCGUAGGUGGUAUAUGCGUUCCGUUAUCUGCUAUAGAUGGAUUAUUACUUCCCUAUCAAAUUCUUGCUGGUCAGCAUAUUUGCACGUUAGACGUGGCAACUGCCUUUGUCACAUUCACUAUGUCGUACGUUUCACUUGUCCAUCUGGUAAUCAUUGCAUGGGAACGGUACGUGGCCAUUCGAAGAUGGAGGGACUAUAGAAGUAUAUUGACUAAAGGCCGUUUAAAAAAGCUGGCAGUAAUAGCUUGGAUUUCAUCAAUACUAUGCAUUUUGACUCCAAACCUCAUUUCAAUGGUACUCAGAGGAGAGACUACGUUUAUAGCUCUAGGUUUUUCUACGGCUAGUUUCUUGGCACUCAUCGUAUAUUUUUACUUUAUGGUGUUCCUUAAAAUUCGAAAACAAAAAAUCACUGAACUUUUCCAGGCCAGCGUUUUAGUGUCAAUGAAAAUGGAAAGGAGAGUUGCAAUAACCACUGCCAUGGUUACAGCAGCCGUGAUUCUGUCCUUCGUUCCUGUUGCUUCUUUGAAUCCAUUAGGAAACGUUUUUCCCGUUCUUUUGAAAAUGUCGUCAUGGCGAGUGGGGGAAACACUAAUGCUUUCAAAUUCUUUAGUUAAUCCACUUAUUUACUGCUACAGAGACCGCCAUUUUAGGAAAGCUGUGCUCGAGAUUUUGAGGAUUAAAAAACUUUCACCAAAAAAUGCCCGGGAAAUAGGACGAUGGCACGAAGAAAGGGAUGAGCAUGGCUCAAACGAAGCUAAGGUACAGACGACGCAAGAAGCAGAUACAAGUACCCAUCUCAGGAGAUCAGCAUCCUUUGAUUCGAUCAGGUUUUUUGGCCGAGCUCAUAUCGAGGCAAACAGAACGUCGCUAAAGAGAAAUAUGUCGGCUCCUUUGAUCCUUAUCGAUGGCAGUUCGUGGAAGUAGACCAUCGUGGUCCAUCUCUUCAGGAGCGCUCGAAACACGGUGAGAAGCGGGCAGCAUGA